Molecule: messenger RNA, 5617 nt
Organism: Salvelinus fontinalis (brook trout)
Lineage: Eukaryota; Metazoa; Chordata; Actinopteri; Salmoniformes; Salmonidae
Gene: brpf3b
Product: bromodomain and PHD finger containing, 3b
Exons: 13
Coding region: 623-4336 (1237 amino acids)
Biological process (GO): regulation of transcription by RNA polymerase II
Cellular component (GO): MOZ/MORF histone acetyltransferase complex
Molecular function (GO): protein binding
Source: RefSeq, a predicted model, not a curated record
UGUUUCCGAGACUCGUUUGUGUAGCGCGCUGUUGCAACCUGAUCUGCAAUGAUAUAUUACUACUAGCUCUUUCGUACCAUGUUGCACUUGCGGAGCAAAGUUGAGGCAUUGCAACGACUGUUUCAAUUGUAUUGAUACAUAUCAAUACACAUUAUUAGCUAAAUCAAAAGCCAUAAGUGUCGCUUCAAAGUGUUAAAUUCUUAAAUUAAAUGUGUAGCCGGCGCGCGAAACCAUAACCUCCGGAUGGCCUGCUUUGGUCAAGGGGCGUGUUUUAGCCUCGCUUUCCCUACUCGGUACCGCACAUCCGAGGUUGCGGCUAGCUAGGAAAUGCUAUUCUCCUUGUCAAAACUGGGUCGACAACUUACUCGCUUCUAUACUAGGAUAAUAAAUUAGCUAGCUAUGUUUAAUGUCAGUAUUUGGAAACGAUUGGGCGUGUAUUUAAGGGAGGACUGAGGCAACAGACGUUUUAUCAACGAAAUAAACUGUACUGGUUUUUGGUGUAGGUGUUGCAGGGUGAGCUAACGUUAGCAAGCUAAACUAGCCAACGAUAAACCUGUUUCAUUCCCGGUUGCCGAACUGCCAGUGAAGCAGUGGGUGUCGGGCGCUGCGUGGUAGGAGGCCCAUGAGGAAGCCACGGCGGAGGGGCCACCUGGCCGGGGGAGGGGAUGCAGGUGGGAGAAAGUCUUACCAAGCUGGUAGGGGACGAGGUGGGGCCAGGCAGCGCUCCCCUUCACCGUACAGCCUCAAGGUGUCCCCAACCAGAGAGACACUGACUUAUUCCCAGGCUCAGAAAGUGGUGGAAGUAGACUUGGAUGGCAGGCUCCACCGGAUCUCCAUCGUGGACCCUCUGACGGUCAUCACAGAGAACGAGAUGACGGCCCAGGACAUCACUGAGUGCAACAGCAACAAAGAGAACAGCGAACAGCCCGUCGCACCCGCCAGUGCCAACCCUGGACGCAAGCCGCCCGCCAUGCCCAGAGGCCGAAAGAAAGACUCCAAACAUUCCUCCUCCACAUCAUCGUCCUCUUCCUCCACACCUCAGAACCACUGCCCCAACUCUCACUCACAACCUCACAACAACAAGACUAAUUCCUCACACAACCAUCAUCAGACCCCCCUUCCCGAGCCCACCUUCCGGAUGCUGGAGGCCUUCAGCCCCUGUGCGGCGCCCUCUCUGCCCACGGCCUACUACCGCUACAUAGAGCGCUCGGCAGAGGAGCAGGAGGCGGAGGCAGAGUAUGACAUGGACGAGGAGGACACGGCCUGGCUGGAGAUGGUGAACGCCAGGCGGGCGUCAGACGGCCACGCCACAGUCUCCCCUGACACUUUCGAGCUGCUGGUGGACCGCCUGGAGGAGGAGUCUUACCGGGAGGCUCGCAGCCGGGCUCCCUCUCAGAGCGCCAUUGACGACGAUGCCUUCUGCUGCGUGUGCCUGGACGACGAGUGCCUCAACAGCAACGUCAUCCUCUUCUGUGACGCCUGCAACCUGGCUGUGCACCAGGAGUGCUACGGCGUGCCCUACAUCCCAGAGGGCCAGUGGCUGUGCCGCUGCUGCCUGCAGUCGCCCCAGCGGCCUGUGGAUUGUGUGCUAUGCCCCAACCGGGGUGGCGCCUUCAAGCAGACCAGUGACGGGCGCUGGGCCCACGUGGUGUGUGCCAUCUGGAUCCCCGAGGUGUGCUUCGCCAACACUGUUUUCCUGGAACCCGUGGAAGGGGUGGACAACAUCCCGCCUGCCCGCUGGAAGCUCACCUGCUACCUUUGCAAGCAGAAGGGUCGUGGCGCUGCCAUCCAGUGCCACAAGGCCAACUGCUACACAGCCUUCCAUGUUACGUGCGCCCAGCGUGCCGGGCUCUUCAUGAAGAUUGACCCUGUGCGGGAGACCAACGUCAACGGCACCACCUUCUCGGUGAAGAAGACAGCCUUCUGUGAGGCGCACUCGCCGCCGGGCCAGGAGGGAGGAGCGGGGGGGUCGGACGAGGAGGAUCCCACAGGGAGGGCCGUGGGGGGCCGGGCCAGCCGGGGGCGCAGUGCAUACACAGAGGCCCCACAGGUGCAGAAGCGGAGCAAGAAGGAGGGCAAGCACGGGAAGAGGAAGGGGAAGAAGGGUCUGGAGGUGGCUGCCAACCGCGCCGCCACUACGCCGAUGGUCGCAGUUCCACAGAUCCCCACUCAAAGGUUGAACACCAUCUGCAAAGGGAUUCUGGUCCAGAGGAAGAACCAGUUCAUGCAAAGGCUGCACAACUAUUGGCUCCUGAAACGCCAGUCACGGAACGGUGUUGCGCUCAUUCGUCGUCUGCACUCCCAUGUCCAAUCACAGAGGCACAUUGAACAGCCGGAGCCCGAUGAGAAGGUGUGUGCUGUGAGGGAGGAGCUGAAGUACUGGCAGAAGUUGCGACAGGACCUGGAAAGAGCCCGGCUGUUGGUGGAGCUCAUCCGCAAGCGGGAGAAACUGAAGAGAGAGCAGGUCAAGGUUCACCAGGCGGCCCUGGAGCUACAGCUGACCCCAAUGCAGGUGCUGCUGCGCUCCACACUGGACCAGCUGCAGGAGAAAGAUGCAGGCCAGAUCUUUGUACAGCCCGUCAACCUCAAGGAGGUCCCAGACUACCUGGAGUUUAUCAGCCAGCCCAUGGACUUCUCCACCAUGCGCUCCAAGCUGGAAGCCCACAGUUACAACUCGCUGGCCCACCUGGAGGUAGACUUCAACCUGAUGGUGGCCAACUGCCUGCUGUACAACGCCAAGGAUACACUGUUCCACCGUGCUGCCCUGCGUCUCCGUGACCUGGGGGGUGCAAUCCUCCGUCACGCCCAGCGACAGGUCCACAACACUGGGCUGGACCCGGCCACGGGCAUGCAUCUUGCAGAGUCGCCCCAGAAACACGACUACUACCGCUGCACCUGGGAGGACGUGGACACCCUGCUGGACCCCGAGAACCGUCUGCACAUGUCUCCUGAGGAGCAGUUGAAAGAGCUGCUGGACAAGCUGGACGUGGUGGCCACCAUGCGCUCCAGCGGCGCCCGCACCCGCCGCAUCCGCCUCCUGCGCCGCGAGAUCAACAGCAUCCGGUACCGACAGGGCCAGCACCACCGCAACUCGCUCCUCAACGGAGAUGUCAAAGAUGAAGAGGAGGAGGGGAAAGACGCGGAGGCUGACAACGGCCUGUCUUCAGAUAAAGAGGACCUCAAAUGUACCCCUCCCCCAACGCUGGAGCCAACGUGCCUGGCACCUCCCCCUCUGCAGGGAGAUGCACCCCUGGAGCCUCCCACGCUGCGCCCCAUGACGGGGGAACUAAGGACCCUGGGCCAUCCCAAAAAGCGCCUGAAAUUGGACAGCGAGAGCUCAGAUAGUGGUACUCCCACCCUUGACGCUACAAGAAACAAGAAUUGCACUAAAGCAGAAGAGGCGCCCAGUUUAUACUGUGGCGGGCUGGUGGUCAACGGCCUUUCCGACACCUUGUCCCCACGCCCUGCCACCGCGGGAGUAGGGCGCCGGACUUCUGUGCUUUUCAAAAAAGCAAAGAACGGAGCAAAGUUGCUUAGAGAGAAAGACAGUCUUGGCGGUAGUGUCCCCCCGACCCCCGAUUCCGCUUUAAGUACCCCUUUAUCUACCCCGUCUAAGAUCCCCCAGCAGAGCUCAUUCACCACACCUGAACGAGAGAGCCCUAGUCAAGGUGCCAUCUCAGAGGGGGAGCUGGACAAGACCCCUAACCAUACGCUGGAGACUAGACUCACCAAUGGGUUCAAAAGGGACAACGAUGGUGGUUCUGACUCAGACUGUAGCCCUCCACCAAUCCUUCACAAAGAAAUCAGCGCCCCACCCAAACGAAGCCUCGGAAAACCUGCACUUUCCAAAGUACCUUUCUUGGAGACUGUUACCGGGGAUGCAGAUUACACCGCUACAGGCAGUGGUAUCCUGAUGCCUUUUGAAAAUGUAGUGGUGCUGGAGCCCCUGGACUUGGUCUGGGCCAAGUGUCGGGGAUACCCCUCCUACCCUGCAUUGAUCAUUGACCCUGAGAUGCCCCAGGAGGGCUUGUUUCACAACGGGGUCCCCAUCCCCGUGCCCCCACUGGACGUCCUGCAGCUGGGGGAGCAGAGGACAGAGGAGGCUGGGGAGAAGCUCUUUCUGGUGCUCUUCUUUGACAACAAGAGGACAUGGCAGUGGCUCCCGCAGGACAAAGUGACUCCUCUGGGUGUGGAUGACACGGGUGACAAGCUGCGUAUGAUGGAGGGCAGGAAGACCACCAUCCGCAAGUCUGUGCAGGUGGCCUAUGACCGCGCCAUGGUCCACCAGAGCCGUGUGCGCCGGGACCAAGCUUUUGUCCCCUCAAACUACCUGUAGCGGUUGGGACCCAAAUCAGCCCUGAGCCUUAAACAGUCGUCAUUGGUCAGAAAGAUCUGGAUGACUUUAAGCUUAUCUGGACACUUCUCAUAGGUCUGAACGGGUGUAUUGCAAGCAGUAUCCCUACUGGUUACACCUUUCUUAGUCCUUUCAGAUCUAUGCGGUGUCUGGGGGGGGUCAAUGCACCUCAUUUCCCCCCUAUACCAGUCUGUCAGUCUGAUUUCAGGCUGUAUAAGGUGGUAUGGGGAGAGGUAUCUAUCCCACUUGGGGGGGAGGAGAGCAUAAGGCAGCAAUCCUCAAUCCUGCUUCUGGAGUGCUGGAGUUCUGCAAUUUUUUAAACCAGAUUAGUGCCACCAUGACACCCGAGUCAUCUAAUCAACUGAUCUUCAAGCCCUUGGUGAGUUGAAUCAGGUGUUUCAUUGCUGAGCUUGGACCUGCGAUACUGUGUCUCUCCAGGAGCGGGAUUGGAGGUAUUUAUUUGUGAGCCAUCUUGAUGCCACCGAGAACAGAUGGAGCUGCAGUAGCUGGAUCAAAGUUCAAUGAACACCUCCCUUUUUGUAUAAUGCUACUGCCAAGGAAUCAAAUGGUUGGAAAAGAGAUUUAUCAUAUUUAUAUGAACUUGAAACUGUAUGAAUGGAUCACUGCCAUUUCUUACAAACACUUUUUACAUUUUAAUGUUUUACAAACCACUUGUUAUAUAUUGUAAAGACACAUGUGUGUGUGUGUAUAUAUAUGUGUGCAUAUCAUACUAAGCCUAAUUUUAUGUUGCUACUUUUAAAUGCGAAUUCAAUCACCAAUGGGGAUGAAGAAAGGCCGUACAUACUUAUUGACUUGCUACAGAGUGUAUUCAGCUUCUCUUUGUGGAUCUGCAUAAAGGCACACAAUGCAAUGGCCAGUUCUUUAUCAAUUCUUUUUGAUACAAAGAAAUGUAAUUUAUUUAUGGAAAUUGGAAAGUAUUGAAAUGAAGUUUAUAUAUUGGUUAUAGAUGGCAAAUGGAAUCUGUUUAAGAUUAUAAGAUUUGCAACCACGGUGAGUUACUGAUGCAGAGGUGUUUAGAUAUUGCAUUCAGGGGCUGAUCAAUCCUUAGCCCAUCGUAAAGAACAGAAUGUUAUAUUUAUUAUAGAAUAUUCAUAGUAUUCCAGACCGGUUUAUAAAAUGCAGACAAACAUUGUAAGCUUGUACAAAAUUGCAGAUUUGACCUACUCACCAAAUAACCAAUCUGAAUCAGUAUUUUCUCAUGUGGGUAAAUAAAUUGUUCUAUCCAAUAAACUUUUGCAAUUC